Messenger RNA from Polypterus senegalus (gray bichir), 1024 nucleotides. Its product is annotated as spermatogenesis-associated serine-rich protein 1. The coding region runs from base 148 to 930 and encodes 260 amino acids. NCBI's taxonomy places the organism in Eukaryota, Metazoa, Chordata, Cladistia, Polypteriformes, Polypteridae. The transcript is spliced from 7 exons. The record is from RefSeq and is a predicted model, not a curated record.
GCAUGCAGUGUUAAGUUAUAAUAUACUCCCAGCACCAAGAAAAGCGGCUGCCGGCAGUUCCCCUCGAUCCUCGCACGAUGCAAAUCACGAGUUCCUACAUUAUUAUAAAUUAUUAAUCACCUACUCCUCGUUACACAGGGAAGCAAAAUGACUUCAGUGGAGAAGGAUUUAUCUGCACAGUUUCAGACAGCAGAUGGGCGACACUUGUCAAGCUCCUCAAUUUCCAGCAGAAACUCGCUUCAACAACACAAACCUUGUGGACGACGGUACUACUCACAUGGCUAUGGAACAGAGAAAGAUUACAGGCCACAUGUGCAGCAUAUAGAGCCUCGGUAUACACAUUCUGACCUCGACUGGACGUCAAGGCUGCGCUGGUUGCCUGAACCAGUUUAUGGUGAUGCCCCAUUUCCCGACAUUAAAUUGAUUAAAUUUCCUAGUGAAACCAGAUUGCUCAGACCAUUUCCACAAGCUAAUGCUAAGUCGGAAUCAGAAUGGACCUCUUACCCUAACUUUGGUCUGCCAUUCACUUACCAUUUUGGUAAAAGAUGUAAAAUUGAUGGAGCCAGUCCUAAAAAUGCCACCAGCACUUCAGAGCAAAUGUUAUCAAAAUUAUUGGGAAGGAAAAAGAAAGCACUUGAAUAUGACAGUGCAUCCUCAUUGUGUGGAAAGCCUUACCAUUCUCCGGAGUUCAGUGACAGUUUCCAUAAACUUGGAUCAACAUUGCCUUUGACAAAGUUUGGGCCCCCUCCAGAUGCUGAUACUUUCAUUCCUUUGUGUCCAUUGCCUGCAAUACCAUGCAAACCAUAUUCAGAAAAAGAGAAGAUUCGCCAACAAAAUGAAGAAGUUAAUGAUGUAAAGCUGCUUGAUAACUGGAGAGCUGCUACACCCAUAUUAAAUUCCAUCUUACUCAGUGAAGGUAGCAAAAAGUAAAUCAUUUCUAGUGGAUAACUAGCAUCAUAAGAUAUAUUUUUCAAUGGAAUGUUCGUGCCAAGUAAGAUGUUUCACAGUUUGAAAUACUAUACUG